AUGAGUCCGGCAGUGGAGAACGGUGGACCCGCUGCAAGCCAGGCUGAGGUGAAUGGGAAACACAAGCCAACUGAGAACGGGUCGCCUUCAGGGGCAGAAAAAGGCACAGAGAUACAUGAUGCGCACAGAUUGGCAUCGGGGUCACCGGAGCAGGGUCUGGGGAUUCUAGUUGAGCACUCGCAGGAUGACACGAAUGGGAAUGGCCGCAUGUCUGUCGUGGAUGUGUUUGAAGGUCCGAAAAUUAAAGCCGUUCUCGCAGAGCUCGCCGAAGACGCGUCCCAGCGUCCGGCCGACGACAAAAUAUUGAAACUGUCGCCGGAGAAGAUACAAGAGCUCACAUCGUCACCGGAGUCGAUCCCGUAUCGUGCUGAGCUACCGGAUGCAAGCAGCGGCAGGAGGAUAAUGUCGGAUAAUCUUCGUUCGUUGCAGGGUCUAGGUGACCGGUCAUCGGUGACCCCAGAUGUGGCUCUGCAACCUUUUAGCGAACCUCCUUCCUCUCCGAAUGGCCUUCCAAAGAUUCGAAGGCCUAGCAAAGAUCCAAGUUCUGACGAGUUGCACGACUCAAUUAAUCUACGGCAAUUGAACAAUGGUACCAUCCGGAGUCGACCACAACCGUCGCGAACCUUUUCUACUCCCGUGUCUCGGCGCCCAACGCUUUCUACACCCAAUAAUGACCGACUUUCACAGACAUGGGCAUCACGUUCGAAGCAAGAUCGGGAGCUAAAAACCCAGCUCGCUGCGUCGCCUCACAUUACUGAAACACCCUUGACCUCUCCAAUUCCAUCAGUUCCUCUGCCGCCCGCCUCUAUACCAACUUAUCUUCAACUUGAGCUGGCCUCUGGUCGUCCAUCGCCGCUUUAUAUCCAUGGAAAUGAGAAUGAAUUCCCUUAUGAAUCGUCAAGCGCGAAAAUAGAACGACUGAUGAACUUCCUGUUCCUUCCACCGGUGCUAGAGCAAGCUAUCGGCUUUGGAAGUUUAGCAUGCCUGGACGCAUGGCUUUACUCAUUCACAAUUUUACCUCUGCGUUUUAUCAAAGCCUUGUAUAUUCUAUGUGAAUCCUGGGUGCUUAAUCUAGCCGCGGAGGCUCGUUUUCUAUGGAAAUUUGUCAUCAACGGGGCUGGCCGGGUAUGGCGAAGGAGGAAAUACCUUCCAGAUAGACUCCGUGACAGACGGGAAAGCGAACCAGAUGCCACUCGCUUGCCUAAUGGCAUGACCACACAAGAGCCACGACACCAAGAUCCAUCAAAGAAAAGACACCGGACCUCUGAAUCUCGCAGGCAUCACCGAAGAAAGAAGUCCAUACCUUCGGCUCUACUUCCUGAUGACAAAGCCGAUAUUCUCACUGGCCUGCUUAUGAUCACGACCUGCCUCGCAUUGAUGUACUUUGAUGCUAGUCGGAUGUAUCACUGGAUUCGUGGACAAGCAGCAAUCAAAUUAUAUGUCAUCUACAAUGUUCUAGAAGUGCUCGACAAACUUCUAGCUGCACUUGGACAAGAUGUCCUCGAGUGCUUAUUCUCAAGGGAAGCCCUUGAGCGCCGGCCCAAUGGGCGAAGCAAAAUCUUCCGUCCGUUCUGGCUCUUUCUAUUAGCGUUGGUCUACACAGUUGCGCAUUCGAUAUCCCUCUUCUACCAAGUGAUGACCCUUAAUGUCGCUGUGAACUCCUACUCAAACGCCCUCAUUACGCUACUGUUGUCUAACCAAUUUGUGGAGAUAAAGUCGACUGUCUUUCGCAAAUUCGAGAAAGAAAAUCUGUUCCAAUUGACUUGCUCUGAUGUCGUCGAGCGAUUCCAGCUUUGGUUGAUGCUUACUAUCAUCGCAUCGCGUAACAUUGUGGAAACUGGCGCGUUCAAUUUCAUUGGCCUCGGUUUAGCUCCCAGCUUCUCCGGAAAAUCCACGAGCACCAACAGCACGCCAUUGUCCACGCCCCCUCGCACUUCAUCAUCGAUUCUACCCCAGUCGUUCACGUUCUUCCCAUCAUCUAUCCUAUCCCUUAGCCAUAUGAACUCUUUCAUUCCGACUUUGGCGCAGGUCCUGGGACCGUUCCUCAUUGUCUUGGGAUCAGAGAUGUUUGUUGACUGGCUGAAACACGCCUACAUCAGCAAGUUCAACAACUACCGCCCUGCACUGUACAAUAAAUUUCUCGAUGUGCUCGCAAAGGACUACUACACGAACGCCUUUGCAGGCGGCGACCACAAUAUUACUCGCCGUCUGGGGCUGCCUGUCAUCCCUCUAUCUUGCAUUUUCUUCCGCGUGUCCGUGCAGACAUACCAGAUGUUCUUGGCCUCCUUGCUUCCCCAAUAUCCAUCAUCCACCGCAGUGACUUCAAGUUUAUCCACCAUCCAGAAUCGCCAUAUACCCCCGCCCCUCCCAUCCGCCCCACCAUUGAGCUUCGCAACGAUCCUGCCAAAUGUCAACAUCCUGUUCCGCAAGGUCUUGGAGAACGCAAUUCCUUCUCCCGCCCAAUCUGUUCAGAUAUUCACAGUGGUCCUACUCCUGACAGCAUUUAUCGUGCUCUUGAUUCUCAAGCUCAUCUUGGGAAUGGGCUUGCUCGCUUUCGCACGCUCUCGUUAUAGGAAAAUGAAGAGGGUAGAAUCCGAGCAACGCAAAACAUCUCGCGGCUCUGCACACCCGCAAUCCCAGCAGGAUAGUUCCAGCGAUGCCAUCACCGCACUCCGCAAAGAUGAAUUCACCGUCGAGGGAGGCCGCCGAUCUGGGCUUUGGGGGAUGGUCGAGGUUGGCGAUGAGAAACGAAAACUGAUUUAUGGCGAUGAUCCUGAGGGACUUCGCCGGGUGAAGGAAAAAGAAGAUCAGGAUAAGAACAAGGAUAAGGAGUUGAAGAUCGACCAUGUUCAGAGAUAUGAGAUGGUUGCUAAGAAGAUCUGGUGA
Molecule: messenger RNA, 2886 nt
Organism: Penicillium pulvis
Lineage: Eukaryota; Fungi; Ascomycota; Eurotiomycetes; Eurotiales; Aspergillaceae
Product: TAPT1 family protein
Exons: 1
Coding region: 1-2886 (961 amino acids)
Biological process (GO): maintenance of protein localization in endoplasmic reticulum
Cellular component (GO): endoplasmic reticulum membrane
Source: RefSeq, a predicted model, not a curated record